UACAUUAAACCAACUUCAAAGCUAAUGGUAGUACUGACGAGACAGGUUAAAAGCUUUGUUGAAAAACUACUAAAGAGGUAUAAUGGUUUCUGUUGCCAAUGAAUAACUUUCCUUUUAAAGAUAGUGGCCGUCUAGCACUAGGAUUGCCUUUCAGCCAUACUUGUCCAAAGUCCGGCGUUGCUAUUUGAUAAGAUAGUCCUGCGUGGGAUAACAGUCCAUCUGCCGUUUACCCUGACACUCAGACUGUUAGAGUCCUUCAACCAGGAUGGAUCCUGUCAAAGAGACUGUCUAUGAAAGACCAGAACAUGGGGAGAAUGAGUAUGAACAACCAGAGCCCUUCUACCAGAAUCAGCCAUCAGGUCUAAAUGACUUGACCGACCAUGCAACAUAUGAAGAGCCUUCAGAACCUGGGCACUCCUAUCAGAAUCAAUCGGACGGUACCUAUGAGGUGACCGAUGAGGCAACAUAUGAAGAGCCUUAUGAACCGGAGCGCUCCCAUCAGAAUCAAUCGGACGGUACCUAUGAGGUGACCGAUGAGGCAACAUAUGAAGAGCCUUAUGAACCGGAGCACUCCCGUCAGAAUCGGUCAUCAGGUACCUAUGAAAUGCCUUAUGAGUUACCCAACGAAGACCCCUCUGAACAGGCUCCUGGGUACGAGGACGCGAGAACCGCAAAAGAUGAAAUGCUGACACCCCCGUCCGUGUCCCCGGAGCAGCCUCCUGCAGAGGAGAGACGUGGCAGUUCGUCUUCGCUCUCGUCCUCCUCUUCCUCUUCAAACGCUGAGGCUGAAGAGAAAGAGGAGAUGCAGGAGCACAGAAUGCGUGAGAUGGAAGAGGAGGAAGAAAAACAGGGCGAGGAAGAGGAAAUGGAAGUAAUGGAAGAGAAGGGGGUAGUGAGAGGGGAGAGCAUCACAAAGAUGAACUGGGACGUGGGGUCUCCAGAGAUUGCAGUGGACAGGAAGAGGCCAUUGGACAGAUCAUCAUCCUUUGUGAAGAACAAGCCAGGCAGUGAUGAAGAUGAACCUAAAAUCUGUCUUUUUGCAAGGGCUGGGAGUGAUGGGGAGAGCAUUGGAAACUGUCCUUUCUCCCAACGUCUCUUCAUGAUCCUUUGGUUGAAAGGAGUAGUCUUUAACGUCACUACAGUCGACUUGAAAAGGAAACCAGCUGACCUUCACAAGCUUGCACCAGGAACGCAUCCACCGUUUCUUACCUUCGAGGGGAAUGUUCUCACAGAUGUCAACAAGAUAGAAGAAUACCUGGAGGAGAUGCUAGCUCCACCAAAGUAUCCCAAGCUUGCACCAAAGAAUCGUGAAUCCAGUGUUGCAGGAAACGACAUAUUUGCCCGGUUCUCAGCUUACGUCAAAAACACAAGACCAGAGAAAAAUCGCUCAUUAGAGAAGAGUCUGAACAAAGCCCUGGCUAAACUGGACGAGUAUUUGAUGCGACCAGUUCCUGAUGAGGUUCAAUCUGGACGGCAUAGUGGCGAGGGGCCAUCAACCCGCAAAUACCUUGAUGGUGAUGAACUGACCCUUGCUGACUGCAACCUUCUUCCUAAGCUUCAUGUUUUCAAGGUUGUUUCUAAGAAAUACAGGAACUAUGACAUCCCCUCCGAAUUCAAAGGGGUGUGGCGUUACCUUGACAACGCCUACAAGCGAGAUGAGUUCACCAACACCUGUGCAGCAGAUGUGGAGAUCGAGCUAGCCUACCAGGCUGUGGCUAAGAGGCUGGAAAAAUGAAUGCACCAUAGUAAUAGCUGAUAACACAAUUUUAAAGAAGAUUGUAUGUGUUCCUUAAGCAUAAUUUAACAUUUUUAAGACUGAUUUGUAAAUAUGUCUAAAUCUAGUGGUGUCUCAGAGUCAAAAUAUAUCUUAAAACUACAAUGGAGACAUGUGGGGCCUGAACCACUCUACAUGUCAAGUGUUUGACAGUUUGUCUUAUUGUUUUAUUUCUGACUUUUAUAAAUAACAGCUAAUAUAAAGAAAUUAAUAAUAUAAUAAAUAAAAAUAAAAAUAACUACAGAUGACGCCAAGUUAGCUAGCAUGGUUAGGUAACAUCUGAUUAUUAUUGAAAAAGAUAACAUAACUUUUGACAGGCGGUAUCUGAAAAACUACUAAAUAUUUAUUAACUAUGCAUAGAAUGGUUGUGAUUUUUGUAUUAAAGUAAGCAGAAUGUGGACACUUGAAAUCAGUAUUUUCCCAACAGCCUACACAAAAGAAGUUAGCCUAAUUCGCUAGCUUUGUAAAGCUAACAAGAUAUUGCCAUGUUAGCUGUGCGUGCUGAUUGACAAAAAUAAGUGUAUUGUUAGGCAAUUUUCAAAAAUCCUUUUUGACAUUUCAAUACAAUGUAUAAAAAGACACACAUUAACUUGUAAAAUUUUACAUUUGCUAAAUGCCAUGAUAAUGAUAUAAGAAAACUGUGCAUUCAUUUCUUCAAAGUCAAAAGUUCAAGUAAACUAAGCUAACAAUUUGGGACAGACCAGGUAAUGGUGUUAUGGCUUUUCAAGUUUCCAAUUGGUUAAUUUACAGCAUGUUAAUUAAGUGGAGGUACACCUGUGAAAGGAUUAGUCGAUAAAUCUCUACCCCUUAACCAAAGCAUCUUGUCAAGCUGUUUAAUUAGCUGGUAAGAAAGUAAAACAAAGUUUAAAAGACAAUCUGAUUUAAGGAACUGUAGGCAUAUGUGAACUGAAUUUGAAAUCUUAAACAAAAGAUUUUAUUUCUAGAAUUUAGCAAAUGUAAAAACUUUUAGUAAGUCUAACUGAACUAAAACAAGUCUUAUUUAAUGUGAUACAGUGAGAGAGGAAAAAAACUGUGCCUUUUCAAUGGUGUUCAUUGUGAAAUUUAUACCAACAGGGUUUUUUUUAAGAAUUUUGGAAGAGAAAUUGUAAAAACUAACCAAUUUGUGAUUUAUCUCCAAACUAAUGUUCAUCCGCAUAAGGCCAAUAACCUGUCUGGGGUGGAAAAGGAGUAUACUGGAGUGGCAAAGUUCUUUAAAAAUAUACUUAUUAUUAGCUGAAAUAUAACUGGACUGUUUACUUCUUUGGUGAGCCCACCAUCAAGCCUAAAUGUCUACCAAAUCACUUAUUGGUGUCAAAAUUAAAAUGAUUGUAAGUAUUUUCCCAAAACAUUUGAUCAGUAGUUUAGCCAGUUUUGGGUACAAGAUUGAGUAUCUCCAUCAAUUAAAAGGGCAUAAUUUCCUUGCAGAACACUGAACCUGGAUUGUUGUACUAUAUAUAUAUAUAUAUAUAUAUAUAUAUAUAUAUAUAUAUAUAUAUAUAUAUAUAUAUAUAUAUAUAUAUAAAAUGUGUUUAAGCCAAAGUAAUUCAAAAGCGGUGGUAGCUAUACUCCAUUUUCUAUUCACUACAGUUUGCAGCCCAUACUGAUACACUUAUCUCAAAAUGUCAGGCAGACAUUUUUUUCGUUAUUCUAUCAGUACUAGGAGACUGAAACCACACAGUCAAUCUAUGAAGUCAACUCUUAGAAAAAGAAGAAGCAUGGUUAUAAAGUGAAUGAUGCACUGUCACUUAAUGUGGUUUCAUGGGAUUUAGCACACAGUGUUGGUAGUGAAGUCUUCUGCUCAUAUGUGCCUUAGUGGGACUCAAGCUCACUUCCACUGUACCUUCAGCUUUUUACGUGUGUACUGUACAUUUUGUGUGUUAAUUUAUUCAGAAUGAUCUUCCGCAUUGGAUUCAUCAUGCUCAAUAAAGUUGUGGCUUAAGAUUUUGAAGAAGAGAUUAUAUAUGUAAAUUAUCAUCUUAUUUAUCCGUGUUCUUUCUUAUGAUUAGAAUUGUGAGUCCACUGUGUAUACUAUUUUCCUUAUUUGGAUAAUAAAACUGUUUUCUCAGACUGGG
Fundulus heteroclitus (mummichog) is the source of this 3846-nucleotide messenger RNA. It is a transcript of the gene clic5a, whose product is annotated as chloride intracellular channel 5a. The coding region runs from base 266 to 1735 and encodes 489 amino acids. The record is from RefSeq and is a predicted model, not a curated record. NCBI's taxonomy places the organism in Eukaryota, Metazoa, Chordata, Actinopteri, Cyprinodontiformes, Fundulidae. The transcript is spliced from 6 exons.